Molecule: messenger RNA, 4113 nt
Organism: Leucoraja erinaceus (little skate)
Lineage: Eukaryota; Metazoa; Chordata; Chondrichthyes; Rajiformes; Rajidae
Product: NACHT, LRR and PYD domains-containing protein 3-like
Exons: 13
Coding region: 286-3525 (1079 amino acids)
Cellular component (GO): cytoplasm
Molecular function (GO): protein binding
Source: RefSeq, a predicted model, not a curated record
AUUGGCUGAACUAAGCUAGAACACCCGCCCUUUCAGUUGGGAUGGAAUAACACGGAAGGAGGUUGUGCUGUCUACCCGGAAAUCCAAGCCAAAACUAUAUGCGAGUGCCACGUAUGGGUUAUUUUUGGUGAGCCACUACCUCCGAUAUCAGAGUAACAGCUAAUUUGGGCUGUAACGAGUGUUUCAUACUUUUAUCGCUAUCUAGUCACUGGUUCUCAGCGGACAGUGAUUGACCACAGCAGCACUGCCAAAGAUUCAAACAACUACAAGUUUGAAGGAAUCAGAAUGGACACAGAUCUGAACUCUGUUAACUCCACCUUCUUGUCACAUUGUGAUGAUCACAAGCUGUUCCAGUUGACGAGAUUCUACCGGGACCGACUGGAGCAGGCGAUUGAAGAGGGUGUGGAUGGACUCGGCUUGAUGUUAAUGGGCGCGGAUCACUUCAGUGGACUAGAGUACCAUAGUGUGACUGACCUCGCGGAGAAGGGAAACCGAGCGGCCAGUUCCAAAUUCCUAGUGGAUCUGGUAAUGGAGAAGGGCUCUGGGGCUCAAAGGGUGAUGUGGGAAUCCUUUGUGAAAACACGUCACACGUUACCAAAGCUGGACAGAAUAUUGAAAGACAUACAGGAACGUGGUGAUGGUCAUUUCGCCUACAUGGACACAGAACGGUGUUUAUCUCAAGUGCCCACUCACCUGAAAGAUCUUCAAAAGAAACACAAGGAGACUCACCGGACACGAACUGAAAAAUUGAGCGUGAACACGAUCCUGAUGAAGGAAAAGGUGAAGGAUUUUCAGUUGGUUGAUCGAUACGCUGCGCUCACGGUCAUCUCUACUGUUCGAGAUCGGAGCCUGGUGGAACAUGAGUUGCUGGCAAGAGGCCGGGACCAUGAGAAGUGCAUAGUGAAAUGCCUCAGGAGAGACUUGGAAAAAAUCCGGAUUGAUCAAUUGUUUCAGAGCUGCUUUUUCCAUAACGUGACUUAUUGGGGGCAAUUCAUGCGUUUCUUCGGAUACGAAUCUAGAAGCUUGGCGUCAGCGACCAGAGAGAACUUUGGGAGUUUUACAGUAGUGGCUGGAGUUCCGGGGAUUGGAAAAACAACAAUGGUGCAAAAGAUCGUUUAUGAUUGGGCCACGGGGAAAAUUUACCAACACUUCCAGUUUGUCUUCAGUUUCAGAUUCCGGGAUUUAAACACCAUUAACUGUCAAAUAACCCUGAAGGAAUUGAUUCUGGAUCAGUACCCUUACUUUGGGAAUAUUCUGGGAGCGAUCUGGAAGAACCCAGAGGGACUGCUGUUUAUAUUUGAUGGUUUCGAUGAAUUCAAGGACAUGAUAGAUUUUGAUGAUAGUCAGAGACACACAGAACCUCAGCAUAUGUGCCCAGAUCCCGAGUUCCGGUGUAAAGUGCCUGAUAUUGUGUACAGUUUAAUCCAGCAAAUACUGCUCCCAGGGUGUUCAGUGUUAGUGACCACCCGUCCCAAUGCACUACAUUUAUUGGAAAAGGCAAAGGUUAGUAUGUGUGCUGAAAUCCUGGGAUUUGUUGGUGAGCAACGGAAGGAAUAUUUCACCAGGCAUUUUGAAGAUCAGACAGUGGCAGGAGCUGUUUUCAAACACGUGGAAGAGAACGUGAUCCUGUACACAAUGAGCUACAACCCCUCCUACUGCUCGAUCCUUGGCCUGACACUGGGUCCGUUCUUUACAAAAGGACAUAAGGACCCUAACCGAGUUCCCAAGACCAUCACCCAAUUAUAUUCCUACUAUAUUUACAACAUCCUGCAAAACCACGGCCGUGAGACUGAGAGCCCUCGUGAGGUGUUACUGAGGCUUGGUCAGAUGGCCUUUACAGGUGUAUCAGAGAAGAAAAUUGUGUUUACAGAUGGAGAUUUGGACAAGUACAAUCUGAAGCCUUCCCAGUUCCUGUCUGGCUUCCUGAUGGAAUUAUUGGACAGAGAUGAUUCUGUUCAGAACGUGGUGUACACAUUCCCUCACCUCACCAUCCAAGAGUUUGUAGCUGCACUCGCUCAAUUCCUGUGUCCAUAUUCUGAGGAUCUUCGGAGACUGCUCACCGAAUCCCACAGCACGACAGACGGGCGAUUUGAGAUAUUUCUCCGGUUUGUGGCUGGUCUCUCCUACUCUUUGUCAGCUCGAAGCCUGGAGGAGUUUCUGGGUCCAUUUCCUUAUGAAACUACCUGCCAGGUGAUUGAUUGGGUGAAGGAGGAGGUUGAACGCCAGGCUGGAAAUACAGAGUGUGAAGCUGGAAAAAGGAGCCUCCUGAACACAAUGCACUACCUGUUUGAGUCUCAUAAUAGUGGACUGGCUCAGAACGCACUGGGAUCUGUGGAAACACUUUCAUUCAGUGGAUUGCGACUGACACCGAUUGACUGUUCAGUCCUGUCUCAUGUCAUUGGCUGCUGCGAUACAAUAAAACACCUCGAUUUGGACAGCUGCCACAUUCAAUGUGAAGGACUCCAGCGGCUGGGACCCAGGCUGCACAAGUGUCAGCACUUGGGAUUGGGAAAUAAUGACCUGGGAGAUUCGACCAUGAAGCUGGUGUCUGACGCUCUGAGGGAUCCGAACUGUAAAAUCCAGAGACUGGGAUUGGGAAAUAAUGGUCUUACCGCUUCUCCAAUUGCCAAAUUUACCACUGCUCUUUCCGCAAACCGUUCGUUGAUGGAGCUUGAUAUUAAGGAUAACAAACUGGGAGAUUUGGGGGUGAAUCGUCUAUCCGAGUCUCUGAAGAACGUGGAAAAUAAAAUACAGAAAUUGGAGCUGAAAAAUAACAGUUUUACAGCAUCUUGCAUGAAGAAACUCGGCUCUGCACUCAGUGGCUCGCUGAUAGAACUGGGACUAGAUAACAAUAAACUGGGAGAUUCGGGAGUGAAAUUGCUGUGUGCGGCUCUGAGGAACACAGAUUGCAAAAUACAAACUCUACGGCUAUGUAGUAUCGGUCUGACGGCUUCUGGUGCCCAGGAUCUCGUCUCCGCUCUCAGCACAAACUGUUCUCUGAUAAAUGUUUCUCUGAGUUCUAAUACACUGGGAACAUCUGGAGUGAAGUUGGUAUCUGAGGCUUUGAAGAAUCCAGACUGUAAAAUACAGAAACUGCAUUUAUGGGACGUCGGUCUCACAGAGUCGUGCAGUGAGGAUCUGGCCUCUGCUCUUUUCACAAACUGCUCACUGAAAGUUCUGUCACUGGGUGAUAACCAACUUGGAGAUCUGGGGGUGAAACGUUUUUCUGUGGCCCUGGGAAAUCAACAAUGCAAACUGCAGGAACUGGAGCUGUAUAAAAAUGGCCUGACAGAUUCUUGCACGGAGGAUCUCUCUUCGUGCCUCAGGAAAAUGCAUUCACUGAAAGUUGUGGACCUGGGAGCAAACUCUUUCACAGACGUAUCUGUUCCCUCUCUCCGCCACCUCAUUGAGAAACGCAAGAAUUUGAAGCAGAUCGUACUCCAGGGGAAUCCGAUCAGUUCAGAUGGACAGAAUCAACUGAAGUCUCUGCGCGGACUCAGAAAAGGAUUAAAAAUUGAACUGUGACAAUUCCAAGAAGAAAUAUUUCCAUCCUCGGGAUGGUUAUAUUUUUGACCAAUUUCCUGAAUCCUUGCCAUCCUGGUCAAAGGGCUACGCUGCAGAUGAACCCCCAUCCACCCCCACCUCGAGGUGAGCAUGUGCUGCCACCCGUGUAGACAAGCUGGGCCCAAUUCAUACUGAUGUAUCUUGAGCGCCCUCGCCUUGUCGAUUGAUCUGCGGGACAUCUCAGCAUGCAUGCCUCCAGGUUGAGCCCUGUGCAAAUGCAGAGACAGGAAUGGCUCAGGAGAAGCUCGGUUUGGGCAGCAGUUGGAGAAUGAGAAUCUUAUUCACUAAGCUUAGGGUUGAUUUGAUCGGGUAAAUGAUGUACUUGAUUAAGUUGUUGAAGACGGUGCAGCGGUGACUUUGGAGUAGGAAUGUUUACCCAAGUACUUUUUGAAGUACAGCUACAUAUUAUGUUGUGACAUUCCUGCCUGUUUCUUACAUGUGACUUUAUUAAUUGGAUGCUAUUGUGAUUAAUUUGUCAAAUGUUCUGUAACUUUUCAUUCACCGUCUAUUAUUUUCUGAAAUUCGAAUAAAAGUAUUUUAAACUUUGAA